AUGAUCGAAUAUCCUGUCUAUGGUAGAAUACCCGUCUGUGAAUCAAGGCGAGAACGUACCAUGCCCUAUACGCAGCUUCGCCUCUUGGACGGGGCAGAGGAAAUCAGGGCGCUGUUCGUCAUGUUUCCUGUUUUGGUGGCAACUCUUCAUUCCAACGAUGCGGGCGCAGAAGCAGCCACGAUGCGAAGCUUGUUUGCCUGCGCGGUGGCUGUCGACAUGCGCUUGAAGUAUGGUUUUUCCAAGUACCUGACUUGGCUUGUGGCAAUACCUGCAGGCUGUGUUGUGGCAGACAUCUUGACAACGUAUUUCGUGAAUGCAAAGUGGCUAUUUGCAUGGCCUGGUAUGAUGUGGUCAGCAUUCGACACAAUGCGAUGA
Symbiodinium natans is the source of this 375-nucleotide messenger RNA. The record is from the annotation of a GenBank genome assembly. Lineage: Eukaryota; Dinophyceae; Suessiales; Symbiodiniaceae.